Mycena indigotica is the source of this 1671-nucleotide messenger RNA. Its product is annotated as F-box domain-containing protein. NCBI's taxonomy places the organism in Eukaryota, Fungi, Basidiomycota, Agaricomycetes, Agaricales, Mycenaceae. The record is from RefSeq and is a predicted model, not a curated record. Bases 1 to 1671 code for a protein of 556 amino acids. The transcript has a single exon.
AUGAACGAUUCGCCAUUCCACGGCAUACUGCACACCAACACUGCCCCUUCAUUGCCUCAACUCGACGACAUCCGUCAAUAUCUAAAGCAGCCAUAUCAGCAGCUUGCCACGCUUAAUACCGAGGUGGACAGGUUGUCUAACCUACUAUCAACUACCAUCCGGAAGCGCGAUGAGCUCGAGAAAGUCAUUUCUGAUCACGAAAGUCUUUUGUCGCCUAUCAAACGGGUUCCACUUGACGUCCUCAGGCUCAUUUUCGAACAUACCCUCCCUGACAAGCGCAAUGCCGCCUUCAGUGACACUGAGGGUCCUCUGCUACUUUCUCGCGUCUGCAGAGACUGGAAACGUAUUGCCGAAUCCACUCCUCGGCUGUGGUCUUCAAUGCAUAUUGUCGUUCCGCACUUUGAUGCUCACCCAGAAACCGUCAGUCAAGUGAAGCGCUUGUUGAAUACUUGGCUUGCUCGCUCGGGCAGUGUACCAUUGUCCAUUACUAUGCAGCUGGCCAGCGGUUGGGGAUAUGAGAACACUCGCCCAGAUCCCCUCUUGCCGCUCCUACUGCCACAUGCUUCCCGAUGGCGGGACAUGAAGAUAUGGCUCUCUCAUACCGCUGACAUUGAAACGCUACAAUCUCUGACCAAAGAAGACGUUCCCCUUCUCCGAAAAAUCGAUCUUUCGGUUGACCGCCGGCUUUCGGACUAUGAAUCCACUGACCAGCUCGCACUCACACCGACUCUCAGAGAUCAGCUCUCGUUCCUCGCAACAAAUCAACUUCAAAGUUUUGCGUUUAGGGGAACACAUGCUAGUCUUCCGCUGACAACGUCUUGGCAUAGUCUUCGACAUCUGGAACUCCGCUUUAAUCUCUCAAAUCAGCAAACCACCAUCGAAUACCCGCUACCAUUCUUGUGUCAUUGCCCUUCGCUUGAGAAACUGCACCUCGAAGUCAUGCACUAUGACAUUCUCUACUCCCCGGAUCGCUCUGACCACAUUCAGCUUCCUGUCCUACGGUCCCUUAGCCUUAAGCUUUCCAGUCGCAGGCAGCCAAGCGUAGACUUGAAUCGAGCACUUGACUGUUUCUCCCUUCCCACACUCCGAAAAGUCCAGUUGUCCCGAAAGCUGUGUGAAGAGCUUUCCGGAGCUCUGCGCUCCAUCCCGUAUAUUACCCAUCUCACUAUUCGACCUGGGGCAUUGGCUUCCGAUGUGCUGGCUUCAGCCCUUUCCAUAUUGUCCGCCCUACAACACCUCCGUAUACAUGGCGAGCCAAAAAUUCCGGGCGCCGACAUUCCAACUCCAGGCCAGAAUUCCGACCCCAAUUUCCUCGAAUAUUUUAUUCCUGUUUCAAACUCCACAGACAUCCUUUGUCCUGCCCUCCAAUGCCUCGAGUUUGCUAACAUACACGCGCUCAGCGAAGAGCUCAUUGUGCGCUUUAUUCUUGCCCGCAGAUCCGCUGUGGUCCCGACCCAGCUUGUCCGCUUCAACUGCUCUAUUCACCGAGAGGCUAUGGGACGAGACAUGCGCACCCAGUUGGCUGAUGAGUUGGCUAGCGGCUUUGAAUUGGGAGUGUACUACGACCCCCCGCCAGUGAUGAGGAUAAGAUACUGGCCGUUUGAAGGGGCUUUGCCUCAGAAAGCGAGUUUGGGAGAUGAUUGGCUGGGUGGUCGUUACGAUUACGAGUAA